AUGACUUUUAUUUCAGAGUUAUUUUUAGAUUUUUUUUAUAAAUAUAUUAAAUUUAUAUUUAUAUGUUAUAUUACUCGUGUAAUUGUAAUUGCUAUAAAUAUAAAUUUAAAUUUUUUAAGUGAGAUAUAUUUUUAUAUUAUUGAUUGUAUACAUGAAUUUCUGGAAGCUGAUUGUCCUCAGACAAAUUUUAAUAAUAAUUUGGAACCAUUUAAUAAUAUUAUAUAUGGAAGAAAGUUUUUUAAGUUAACACACUUAAAGAAAGAUCGUGAAGAUACUUUUUUAGAUAUUAAAAUAUUAAAUAAUGACACUAUAAAUUGUAAUUAUGUUUUUGAUAUUGGAAAUAAUUUAUUAAUUUCUGGUUUUGAAGCAAUUAUAGAAGAUGAUGUAAUAACAGCCCUGGAACAUCAUCCAGAUUAUAUAAAAUAUCAAUUCGCAUUUAAUCCCAAUAACCUUAAAGGAAUAUUACAGAAAACGAUUGCAUACAUCAUUAAAAUAUACAGAUUAAUAUUUUUAAUGCCAAUUCGAGUACUACUUAUUUUAACAUCAGUCAUUUCUUUUAUUUUGGCGUGGAUUUAUGAUAAAUAUUAUAAAUUAUCUAUUUGUGGAAGAAAAUUUAUGGGACAAUUUGGUUGUAAUCUUAUACUAGCUUCAUUUGGAGCAUAUGUAAAUUUUCAUAAUAAAGAAAAUAAACCAAUUUCACCAGGUUUUAUAACAGUUAAUCAUAUGUCACCAACAGAUGCCUUUCCAUUAUAUAUUGAUACUGAUUUAUCAGAUGAUAAUAUUUUUCAUAUAACUGGCCAAAAAGGAAAAGGUACAAUAAAACUUUUUCAAAUGAUUGUUGGUAGUAUACUUCCAACAUACUGGGUUAAUCGUCAUAGUCAAUCAGAAAGAAAAACUUUUUUAAGUAAAAUUUUAAAAAUAGCAAAAAAUGAAGGUUUAAUUGUACUAUUUCCAGAGGGAUACUGUUCAAAUGGUAGAAAAUUAUUACAAUUUAGAAAAUCAAUUUUUGUUGAUAAUGUUAAUGUAUAUCCAAUUGCUUAUAAACAAACUUCAAAGUAUAAUGAUACAUUUUGGUGGGAGGAUGAUUUUCCUACAUUUUUUAUUCGUCAACUAACAUCUCUUGGAAUAUUUUAUGAUAUUUAUUAUUUACCAAAACUUGUCAAAAAGUCAAAUGAAAGUGAGGAAGAAUUUGCCUACAGAACAUCUGAAACAAUAGCUAAAAAGUUAGAGACAACCUCAUUACCAUGGAGUGGUGAACAUGUUUACAAGAAAGAAAUAAAAGAAAAAGUUAAAAAUGAUAUACAAAAAAUAAUUUUUAGUGCCUGUAAACAUAUAUAUAAUUUAAAGUAA
Molecule: messenger RNA, 1350 nt
Organism: Strongyloides ratti
Lineage: Eukaryota; Metazoa; Nematoda; Chromadorea; Rhabditida; Strongyloididae
Product: Phospholipid/glycerol acyltransferase domain-containing protein
Exons: 1
Coding region: 1-1350 (449 amino acids)
Biological process (GO): triglyceride biosynthetic process
Cellular component (GO): endoplasmic reticulum
Molecular function (GO): glycerol-3-phosphate O-acyltransferase activity
Source: RefSeq, a predicted model, not a curated record